AUGGAAUUCCUGGGCGACCAUGAACUAUCAAGGUACAGUCUUGUUCCGCCUCCCUCUGCAGAAUCAAGGAGGACUGCCGGGGAGUUGGACCAAAAUGGCUCAGUGUCAUCAGGACUGAUGUCCAGGCUCGGGGUGCUAGAACGAACGGGCGCUGCAUCGGCGCAUCAUGUUCAAGCCCCUGUACGCGUGGCAAGGGUGGGUGUGUGCGAGAGUUUUGGCACGCAAGGAUCUGCCUCGUCCCAGGCGAGUGCGGAUGAUGCGGUGGUGGGGGAUUCGGGAGGGCAAGAUGCGACCGCUGAGGCAACAUCUGGAUGGAUUAAAAGGGUGCGUGUGGGAAAGGCUGCUGUCGAAAGGGAGUUCAAUCCGAACAGAAAAAGUGCUCUGGAAAUUUCUGUUAGGGAAUUUGUUGAACACAAGGAGGGAAUUGUAGUGAACCCAACCAUUGGCAAAUCCUUUGAUUCCCUGGACGAGGCUUAUGACUUCUACAACCUAUAUUCAUGGGAAAGCGGAUUUGGGGUUAGGUUAGCAAAGAGCCGAUUGAAUGUUCACCGAAUGAAAUGUAUGCAGGAGAUUGUCUGUGGUUGCGCGGUAUGUGUCACACCAUGCUAA
Molecule: messenger RNA, 609 nt
Organism: Triticum turgidum subsp. durum (durum wheat)
Lineage: Eukaryota; Viridiplantae; Streptophyta; Magnoliopsida; Poales; Poaceae
Source: the annotation of a GenBank genome assembly